Molecule: messenger RNA, 1219 nt
Organism: Symbiodinium pilosum
Lineage: Eukaryota; Dinophyceae; Suessiales; Symbiodiniaceae
Source: the annotation of a GenBank genome assembly
GUCAGAAGUGCCAAGGGAAAAGCCGAAGCCCCCGGCUUCUCCUCAGGUGGCCUUGCCCAAAGCAGCGCCGACUGUUUCAGCAGAAGCUGCAGCAGUGUCAGCAUCAGUCGCUGCUGCAAACGCAGCAGCAAAAGCCGAGAAGCUUGCUAAGGACAAGGAGCAGAAUGAGCGCCGCGAGCGUGAGUACUUCAAGCCAUACAUAGGUGAGCCUUGUGGGCCAAACAAUCGAUUCCUUGUUGAAGGUCCACUUGGAAGAGGCUCUUUCAGCAGUGUUUUCCGCUGUUCGGAUUCCAAGUUUGGUGGCAAGGAGUACGCCGUGAAAUUCAUUCGCGAUAAUCCUGGUCUGCGGAAGGCAACGGAGGUGGAAGUGAAGCUCAUGCGGCGCAUUCGUACCAAGGCAGUGGAGAAGGACUCCGAGGGCGCUGGCUUCCUUUUGGGCCUGGCAAACCUUGAAACCUUCCUGCAUAAUGGGCACCUGGCCCUCGUUUUUCAUUUGCAGCGAUAUGACAUGCGCACUGCUCUGAAGCGACAGGUUCAGGAAAAGAACAGCGGGUUUCUUUUGAAGGACCUGCAGCGCUAUGCUGGCAACAUCCUCUUGGCUCUCCGAGCUCUGCGAGCCAUCAGGAUCAUCCACACGGACAUUAAGCCCGACAAUCUCUUGCUGUCUUUGGAUAAACAGUCUGUGAAGCUGUCAGACUUUGGAUGUGCUAUCGACACGGAGGAAUCCAUGCAGGCAUCCCACAUUCGGAGAGCGUAUGCGAGCAGCUAUCGCCCACCUGAGAUCAUCCUUGGCCAAUCGUUCAGCACGCGUGCGGACAUGUGGAGCACUGGAGCCACGCUGUUCGAGCUGGCAACCGGGCAAGUCCUCUUUCCUGAAGGUGCCAACAAUGCGAUGCUCUUAGACAUUCUCCGCACCUGUGGCGCUUUCAAGAAGCAGUUCGCCAUAUCCGGAAAACAUGCUCUCAAGCACUUCACCGCCCAGGGGGCUUUCCGGCGCCGCACCAAAGCCGGAUCUGAGCAGCAGCUGUCCAUGUCUCAAUUCCUGACCCCUAGCAAGCCGAUCCCAAGACGCCUUCAGCAAGUCGUCCAGGAUGUUUACCUGGAGCCCUUCGCAGACCUUUUGGUGCGGGCUUGCCUGGUGCCUGAUCCAGCCAAGCGAUCAUCCGCCGAAGCAGCUCUCUCACAUCCCUUCCUUUUAAGGACGAGGAGACCCAGUUAA